CAACGCGAGAUCUACUUCUGCUCUGGCAAUACCGAAAAUAAAGUCUGCUAAAUGUCAAACAAUACGUAAAUAAAAUUGUCAAACGUCAAACAUUCGCGUCUCGCUUUGAUGUGAGAUUUUUCGUACGCAUAUUUCCAUAGAUUGAAUGAAAUUUAAACAAACAAAAAUUAAAGAACUAUAUUUCCCGCCUGCAUUGUGAAAGAAGUACAAAGCAGAGGCGUUAAUUAAAAUUACAUUGUGUAUUAAUAAAAAGAUACAAGAGUGAAGUCUCUCGUUUAAGGGCGCGAGGUGCGGCAAUUUAGCGGCCGAACAGUUGCAGUUGUGUUAGUGGAUUUAUUUGUGCGACUGCUACCAGUGACCGUUGUCUGCAGCUUGUCGGUCGCUGUACUCGUACUUUAGCACUUUAAGGCGGUGAACGAAAAAUCGAUUGUGACGCUGACUGGUGGCCUUUCAGUUUGUCAGCCCAACUACUACUAUUAUCCGUCUGUAAGUACAUCUGCCUCUCGAACAGCCCUCUUCUAGCGGUUUCCGUACAUAUAUUACAAUCAUAACGAAAGGUGUGUAAUCUUGCGACAAUAAAUAAAACGGGACAAAGUGAAAUAAACCAAAUACGAAAAAAUAUAUGUAAUGUAUAACAUGCUUUAGUACUAUAAAAACUCCGUGCUUAUCGUUGUUGCUGAGAUCGAAUGCGGAAAAGGUUUAUCUUUCACCCCGAAAAAAAACGUCAUAGCAUUUGAGUUACUAGACUGUAUAUUUGAUAAGGACUGGCAACAAUGACAAGCUCAUGAAAACGCAAACAACAUUUUGCAACGUUUUACGUAGAAAUCAAAAUAAAUUAUUGUCCAAACAUUUCAGCGCACACAGCGUACCGGCAUCUCGGCGAGACAAGCAAAACAAUCACAAUCAUGAAAUUCUAGCAACAAAUUUAUUAGAAAACUGCACAAAAUUGAUUUGUGCUAAGCGAUCAAAUAGCUAUAAAAAAAUCUACAAAUGUAAAAGAUAGAUAAUUCGAUAAAAAAAACACCGAAUGUGCGAGCUCUAGCAAUAAGAGUUCAGCGCUAAUUAGAUUUUUAAGGCAAAGAUUUAACGAAGUCUGGGCUAGAGUUUGCACACACUCAGCGCGAAUGUGACGUGAUUUCUUCGUUUGGACAGCAAACAAAAAUUAUCAGCAGGCACAAAUCUAAAUAAAUCUGAAAGACGACAUUUUUUGUUUAAGCUAAAAGAACAUACAAAUUAUAUAUAACUAAAAAGUCAACAGCACUAACGCACGUAAGCCUAUUAAGCACGUAACGAUCGCACCAAAACCAAAAUUAGCAACUAAGAGAAAAAGUAAACAAAAAUCAGAUUUAAAAAAUUAUAUAUGUAAAUAUAUAUACUAUAUAUAUAUAUAUAAACACAACGCCUGAAUAUCUUAACUGCAAGCACUUGAAACUUAAGCGAAAAUAACUUAAAUCCCCAACUCAAUUUACAAACAAAUAAAAAUAUAAAUAAGUAAGCAACAGAGCAGGUGAAGAAAUCGCAAAACAGCAUUUCUGCGCACAACAAAGUGCGCUCCUUCAUGCACACACACAAACAUCCGUCUCAGCAAAGAAAAGCCACAUUAAUACUAAAGCAAAAAAUCAAACAAAAAUUUUUUUAAAAUAUUUAAACAAAGUCGUAGUGCAUCCGCAACAACAAUAACAACCCCCUUAAGAGUAACAACAAUAGCAACAUUAUGAACUCGAGCACAAAGCACCUGUUGCACUGCACACUCCUUAUCACUGUGAUAAUAACAUUUGAAGUAUUCUCCGGUGGUAUUAAAAUCGACGAGAACUCAUUUACACUCGUCGAUCCAUGGACUGAGUACGGCCAAGUAGCCACUAUAUUAUUGUACUUACUACGUUUUCUAACUUUCCUAACGCUGCCGCAAGUCUUAUUCAAUUUUUGCGGCCUCGUCUUUUACAAUGCCUUCCCCGAGAAGGUGGUGCUAAAGGGCAGCCCAAUAUUGGCGCCAUUCAUUUGCAUACGUGUGGUGACACGCGGUGAUUUUGCCGAUUUGGUCAAGACGAAUGUGUUGCGUAACAUGAAUACCUGCCUGGAUACGGGUCUGGAAAAUUUCCUUAUCGAGGUGGUCACCGAUAAAUCCGUCAAUUUGGCACAACAUCGUCGUAUACGUGAAAUAGUCGUGCCAAAGGAGUAUAAAACACGCACGGGCGCACUGUUUAAGUCACGUGCUUUGCAAUAUUGUCUGGAGAAUGAUGUAAACGUGUUGAACGACAACGAUUGGGUGGUACAUUUGGAUGAGGAGACGUUGUUAACGGAGAAUUCGGUGCGUGGCAUUAUCAAUUUCGUUUUAGAUGGCAAACAUCCAUUCGGUCAGGGUCUCAUUACCUAUGCCAAUGAGAAUGUGGUGAAUUGGUUAACUACUUUGGCGGAUAGUUUCCGCGUCUCGGACGACAUGGGGAAGUUACGUUUGCAGUUCAAAUUAUUCCACAAGCCGUUGUUCAGCUGGAAGGGUAGCUAUGUUGUUACGCAGGUUGGCGCCGAACGUCAAGUGUCCUUCGACAAUGGCAUCGAUGGCUCCGUCGCCGAGGAUUGUUUCUUUGCAAUGCGCGCCUUUUCACAAGGCUACAGCUUUAACUUCAUCGAGGGUGAAAUGUACGAGAAGUCACCAUUCACACUGCUCGAUUUUUUGCAACAACGCAAACGUUGGCUCCAGGGCAUACUUCUGGUGGUACAUUCGAAAAUUAUACCGUUAAAGCAUAAACUCUUGCUCGGCAUCAGCGUCUACUCCUGGGUCACCAUGCCACUGUCCACAUCGAAUAUCAUUUUUGCCGGCCUCUAUCCGAUACCAUGCCCGAAUUUAGUGGAUUUCGUUUGCGCUUUCAUUGCCGCCGUCAACAUUUAUAUGUAUGUCUUCGGUGUGAUAAAAUCGUUUUCACUGUAUCGUUUUGGCUUGAUGAAAUUUAUGGCCUGUGUGCUGGGCGCCGUUUGCACCAUACCCGUGAAUGUGGUGAUUGAAAAUAUAGCCGUCAUUUGGGGCCUAUUCGGCAAGAAGCAUAAAUUCUAUGUGGUACAAAAGGAUGUGCGAGCUAUGGAAACUGUGUGAACGGCUUGUCGCAUAUACAUAUAUUAUAUAUUUAUGGACAAUUUUUUUGGCUACGGCUGUAAAAGCCGUCAAGUAAGCAUUAUGAAUGUGCUCUCCUGGGCUUACACCCUGAAACUCAACUACCAAAAACAAAUAAACGAAUACAAGCAACUUUUGUGGUGCGAUACUCACUAAGCUUAUGCGACCUUUGUCACCGCCAUUGCCGCCAACGCCCAAUUAGCCAAUGCCAUCGCCUGGACACUGUCGAUAUUUGCUCUUGCUGCUAUCGCAAAACUAUCUACUAGGCACAAUUCACCUUUUGUUAUAACCUAAAUUAAUACUUAAACAAAUGAAAAAUCACGCACAUCAACAUACGUGCCUAAAUACACGUAAACCACCACGCACACCAACACUCCACACCAAGCACACAACAUGCAAAACAGCACAAAUCCAUUUACACGAUUAGUUCACUAACACAUGUAGCAUAAAUAUCAUUAUAGUUUACUAUAUAUUUUACAACAGUAAUUAGAUCUAGAUUUGCUUAAUAUUAUUAUUAUCAUUAUUGUACAAGUAUAUUAUAGAAAACGGUUAUUACAACAGUUGAAUGACUAAUAAUUAUUGUUGAUUCCGUUGAUGAUUAGAGAAAUAACAUUUUGUUGAACAAUUCAUCCAAGCGCUAAGUAUUUAAAUAUUACCCAUGUAUACAACAAAUUUAAAUAACAUAAGGAAAUUUGCAACAAAUAUUUGUAAAAUUAUGAAAAUCACUCAUGUAUAAAUAUAGACAAAAUAAAAUAUUUAAUUAGAACUAGGAGCAUCCAAACUAACUGUAGUGUAACGUAAAAUAAUGGUGCGGUCAGACAGCAAACCACGUGUGGCAACACCGUUAACGCGCAUAAGUCACAUAAAUUGUUUUAUAUUGAAUGCGUCUGACUCUAAAUACAACCAUAUCGCGCACAUUUCCUUACAUUCAUAAAUUUAUUUAUUUUUGUAGCAUACAAUAUGAAAAGGUUCGAUUCUCUCCUCUUGUGAUUUCAGUAAUUAGUUCUUGCAAAAUAAAUAGAAACCUAACUUAUUUAUUAAGUUUAAAGUUCAUAAAAUAUAUAUGUAAGUUAAAGAGUAAUUCGCCGAUUUGUUGCAAGUGUUGAAAUUAAAUUAAAUAAAUUCAAUUAGAAUUGCAAACAGAAUACACAAUAAAAGCUUUACCAAUUUUAAUUAUUCAUUAUGUACAUAUUAUUUUCUAUAUAUAUUGAUUUUCAUUUUUACAUUUACAUAUAUACAACAUUUAUUAUUUAAUUUUUUUUGUUUAUAUACUAUAUUAUUGUCGUAUUAGUUGUAAGCGUUAAAAAAAAAAAUAUGAAGCAAAUACUUGAAUUGUUAACACACAUCCAAUACAAAACGUAAACGAAAUAAAACAACAACAAAGUAUUAAUAUAAA
This is a messenger RNA of Bactrocera oleae (olive fruit fly), 4502 nucleotides long. RefSeq names its product beta-1,4-mannosyltransferase egh (gene egh). The record is from RefSeq and is a predicted model, not a curated record. Gene Ontology annotation, molecular function: beta-1,4-mannosyltransferase activity. Lineage: Eukaryota; Metazoa; Arthropoda; Insecta; Diptera; Tephritidae. Gene Ontology annotation, cellular component: cytoplasm.